AGCAAAAUAUCCAAGUUGCUCCUUAAUACGUAAACGAUAUUCCAGUAUCAUUAUUUACGUGAGAGAAAUGAAUCUCUCAAAGGUCUGCCAGCCUCCGUUAAGAGUUCUAAUAACGGGCGCCGCGGGUCAAGUAGCUUAUCACUUUGUGUUUAUGUUAGCUAAAGGAGAUGGCUUUGGUCGUCGAAUUCGUUUACUAUUAAUUCUAUAUGAUCUCCCCGAAACUACGGAUUUGUUAGAAGGCCUGUGCAUAGAACUGAUCGAUUGUUGCUAUCCAACAUUGCAAGACGUUGUAACGACUUCAAAUAUCGAAACCGCUUUUACUAAUGUUUCUGUAGCCUUUUUGAUCGGCGGCAAACCAUGUUCUGCGGAUAUGAAACUGAGCGAUCUCGUCGAAGUAAAUACUCCCAUAUUCAAAGUUCAGGGACUGGCUUUAGAUAAAUACGCGAAGAAAACUGCCAGAGUAAUAGUUGUUGCUAAUCCAGCGAACACGAAUCUUUUCAUUUGUUCAAAAUACGCUCCGUCGAUUCCUAAAGGAAAUUUUUCUGCGCUGACGCAGUUGGACUGUAGCAGACUAAGAGCUCAAAUUGCGCGAAAGUUACGAGUGACACCUAAUAAAGUUCGAAAAGUUUUAACCUGGGGAAGUCAAUCGCCGUCUUUGGUUUGCGAUGUGACCAAGGCGGUGGUUGUCAACGAAGGCAAGGACAUUUCUAUUGCUGAGGCUGUCGAUGAUGACGAUUGGUUAAAGUACGAUUUGACGAAUAUCGUUCGUAAUCGAGAAGAAGAAGUUAUGAAUUUGACAAAUAAAUCGCCAUCUAUUUCAGCGGCUAAGGCUUUGCUUGACCAUACUCGCAGUCUAUUUCAUACUGGGAACGAUUUCAACAACUUCACGUGCAUGGGCGUGUUCAGUGACGGUAGUUAUGGGAUACCGGAAGGAAUGGUUUUUUCUUUUCCUGUCCAUAUUUCGAGUUCCACAUGCUCGAUCGUGCAAGGAAUUGAAAUAGACGAAUAUUAUCAAAAUUUGAUUGAUAAGUCAAUAUGCGAAUCAGAACAAGAAAGAGACCGAGCUCUUCGUAUAUGUGUUCUCAACCAAAAUUCGUCGGAUAUAGAAAUUAAUAAAAAUGAAUAUCAAAAUCAAAAUGUUGAUGAAACCCAACAGCAGUAAAACGACCGAUAUCGAUAUGUAUUGUUCAGCUGAUUU
This is a messenger RNA of Agrilus planipennis (emerald ash borer), 1198 nucleotides long. RefSeq names its product malate dehydrogenase, cytoplasmic-like. Gene Ontology annotation, biological process: tricarboxylic acid cycle; malate metabolic process; oxaloacetate metabolic process. Gene Ontology annotation, cellular component: mitochondrion; cytosol. NCBI's taxonomy places the organism in Eukaryota, Metazoa, Arthropoda, Insecta, Coleoptera, Buprestidae. The coding region runs from base 68 to 1162 and encodes 364 amino acids. The record is from RefSeq and is a predicted model, not a curated record. Gene Ontology annotation, molecular function: L-malate dehydrogenase (NAD+) activity. The transcript has 2 exons.